Messenger RNA from Engraulis encrasicolus (European anchovy), 1046 nucleotides. RefSeq names its product acid phosphatase 1 (gene acp1). The record is from RefSeq and is a predicted model, not a curated record. Gene Ontology annotation, molecular function: acid phosphatase activity; non-membrane spanning protein tyrosine phosphatase activity. NCBI's taxonomy places the organism in Eukaryota, Metazoa, Chordata, Actinopteri, Clupeiformes, Engraulidae. The transcript is spliced from 6 exons. Gene Ontology annotation, biological process: protein dephosphorylation. Gene Ontology annotation, cellular component: cytoplasm. The coding region runs from base 32 to 505 and encodes 157 amino acids.
GACAGCUAUUGAAAGGACCAUAAUAAUCAACAUGGCCACCCGGUCGAAGUCUGUCCUGUUCGUGUGCUUGGGGAACAUCUGCAGGUCCCCCAUCGCAGAAGCCGUCUUCAGAAAGCUCGCCACUGACAAAGGCGUAGUCGAUAACUGGCUCAUUGACAGCAGCGCGACCUCAGACUUUAACACGGGCAGCCGACCUGACUCUCGUGGCCUGGCCUGCCUGCAAAAGCAUGGCAUUGAGACGGGCCACCGGGCACAGCAGGUGACUGCGGAGGAUUUCCAGUCGUAUGACUUCAUCUUGUGCAUGGAUGAGAGCAACCUCAGUGACCUGAACAGGAAGGCAGGCAAGGUGAAGAACACUAAGGCCAAGGUUGAGCUCCUUGGCUCCUACGACCCGGAGAAACAGCUCAUCAUUAAAGAUCCCUACUACGGAUGCGAUGAGGACUUCGAGAAGGUGUAUGUGCAGUGCGUACGCUGUUGCACGGCCUUCCUAGAGGCCAACUCCUGACCACCUCCAUGGACCGAGUGAGCGAGCGCGUUGGCAGGGGACGAUGGACAUCGACGGACUGCUGGAGAGGAGCCAUGUGGUGGGUUGGGUUGGGUGGGGUAGGGUGGCAUCACAGGGACAGGUGUUCCCCAUCACACCCCACCCCACCCCACCGCAUAUCCCUAUUGAGGCUAUGAGGCCUUUCAUGGCCUUGUGUAGCUCAGAAUCAUGUCUUAACCGUUCAGUAAACAAGUAUGCGUGCAAUGUCAUUAGAGAUGCUCAUUUGGAGUACCUGUAAAGGCCUGUCCAUACACCCCCUAGUUUCCUGUAACGUGGAAAUGUUAAAUAAAUAUUCGAUAGCUGAAAUCUAAUAAGGCGUAUUGUUUUGUCUUUGCACGCACACUUGUCUCGUACACGCGUAAGAGGCUCUCCCUGUAGCCUCACAUGGACCAUGCAACGGUUUCUGUCCAAAUAUUCGGAUGGCUCAUACCUUCCAAAACCACCUGCUUCUCUGCGUAUAUUCAGCUGUGGAAUUUGUGUAAGUAAAAAGAGACGAAAUGAG